Molecule: messenger RNA, 768 nt
Organism: Penicillium canariense
Lineage: Eukaryota; Fungi; Ascomycota; Eurotiomycetes; Eurotiales; Aspergillaceae
Product: pyridoxamine 5'-phosphate oxidase family protein
Exons: 2
Coding region: 1-768 (255 amino acids)
Cellular component (GO): cytoplasm; nucleus
Source: RefSeq, a predicted model, not a curated record
AUGACUGAAUCUCUCAACCCUCCCCUUUCCUACGAGGCCUCGGCCACCACCACCCACCCUCAUGAGGCGACCUCGCUGCCUACCGAGGUGGUUUCCUGCCUGAAAAACUCCCGCUUCGUAUGUACCUGCCCGCCCCAAGACCCGCGGAAUCGAUUGAAUCGCUGCAUCUGGCAACAUGCGAUAAUCUCACCCCCGCACAUCUCCCUCAUGUCCUAUACCUACCUCCCGUCGACUCCCUAUGACCCCUACCCGACCAUUAUCAUGACAACCAACCCCGCCUCGCGUAAGACCAACCACCUCAUGUCCAACCCGCGCGUUUCGCUCCUGGUUCACGAUUGGGUAUCCCAUCGCCCGCCGACCCGUGCUCCAAAUGUCCACGGAGACCGGGAAGGGUCGCCCCCUCCCGCGGCCACCCGAUCCUCCCUCGCAAGCCUCCUGCUCAACCUGAACACCAGUGCACUGUCCAGCAUCUCCACCACUAUUACUGGCGAGGCACGCUUCCUGGAGUCUGGAUCGGAUGAAGAGUCCUGGUGUAAGGAGCGGCAUUUGGAGAAUAACACUUUCGAGGAGGAGGAAAUCAACCUGUUCGGCCAGCAGCAACGGGAAGACCCUAGUGCCCGUCGGCCGAGCAUGUCUAUCGAUAAUGACGUGCGGGUAGUCACGGUGCGAGUGUGUAAGGGUCGUAUUGCGGAUUGGAAGGGUGGUGUCCGCGACUGGAUCUUGCUCCCGGCGGAGAAUGCGCAAGCUGGUCUGGUCAAUGGCAUCUAG